ACCGAGCUCAUUUCUGCCCUCGCGUUCCUUGUCGGAGAGAGUGACCGCUGGUUCGGAUGAAAGAACUCAGCCGUAACUCGGGGUGUAAUUCUUAACCCAAGCUAACCAUCCUGCCACAUGCGCUGACACGUCUCCAGAUAUUACACACAUCCCGUUGGGUGACGGAGGGAACGUUUACUUGGCUGGUUUGACACAUUGUGAGUACAUACAAGAGACGCGCGGAGGGGGAAGAUGUUGCUGAAGGAGUACAGGAUAUGCAUGCCCCUCACUGUGGAGGAGUACCGGAUUGGGCAGCUGUACAUGAUCAGUAAACACAGUCACGAGCAGAGUGACAGAGGGGAGGGAGUGGAGGUCGUACAGAACGAACCGUAUGAAGACCCGGAGCACGGCCAAGGACAGUUCACAGAGAAACGAGUCUACCUCAACAGUAAAUUACCCAGCUGGGCUCGGGCAGUCGUUCCUAAAAUCUUCUACGUGACGGAGAAAGCAUGGAACUACUACCCUUACACCAUAACAGAAUACACAUGCUCAUUCCUGCCCAAGUUCUCCAUCCACAUAGAGACAAAAUACGAGGACAACAAAGGAUGCAAUGAUAAUAUCUUUGACACCGAGCUGAAGGAACAGGAGAGGGAGGUGUGUUUUGUCGACAUUGCCUACGAUGAAAUUCCCGAGCGCUACUAUAAAGAGUCUGAGGACUUGCGAUAUUUCAAGUCCGAUAAGACGUCAAGGGGGAUCCUGCAGGAGGGCUGGAGGGACACCCAGGAUCCUGUCAUGUGCUCGUACAAGCUGGUCACCGUCAAGUUCGAGGUGUGGGGACUGCAGACUCGUGUUGAGCAGUUUGUACACAAGGUUGUUCGGGAUGUUUUGCUGCUGGGACACAGGCAGGCAUUUGCCUGGGUGGAUGAGUGGAUCGACAUGACAAUGGAUGAGGUGAGAGAGUUUGAGCGCACCAUCCAGGAGGCCACCAACCAGAAGAUCGGGAUUUUUCCACCUUCAAUCUCCAUCAGCGAAACGCCCCUGUCCUCCUGUUCCCUCACCGGCCCCGCCAGUGCCCCGACCACCCCAAUGUGCACCGAGGCGCCUGAGUCCCUCUCUGUCACCAAGGACCGACCCCGCAAAAAGUCUGCUCCGGAAACCCUGACCCUUACCGACCCUGCCCCAAGUGGCGCGCCUCAGGGCACUACCAUGAGCCCACUACCCAUUUCAAACCACCUGGAACCAUCCACGCCUCCCUCCUCCAGCUCUGAUGUUGCUGAGACAGACGAGCAGUAGAGGGACCUGGGGAUGUCACCCCUACUCCCAGCUUCAUAUACCCCCAACCCCAUUCUGAUAGUAAGCCAAUGGGACUCGCCUAACCUACAAACACCAGUGGCCAGACAUCUAAGUUUUCUAGCCUUAUCCAAUUAUUUGAUCUUGGACACACAAACGUCACUAUCACAAUUGUCAACAACAUUGUCACUGAUGCCAUCCAGGCAGCUGUAGCCAUCCUGAUGUGACUAAUAUCCUCUUCUUGUGAGUCAAGCCAGCCACAUGCCUCAUCUGUUAUAACCAAUCUAAUCAAAACAAAAUGCAUCCCUAUUUAGUUUUGUUAAGGUUAUGAAUAAAUAAUUCUUAGUGUUUCCUAAAUAGCUUUCUGCAAUCAGUCGCUGUAUGGUUUUAAGCUGAAGAAGUACUUGCCUUAGUACCACAGAGCCAGUGGCAUUUAUUAGUUUUGCUGAUGCCUGAAAAACUGUCCAUUUUCAUUCUGUAAAAUGACUGUAUGUAUGAAGUUAGAAAUAAAAUCUAUGACACAAACUAGAGUAGCAAAGUAGACCUAAUAUGUUAGAGUACAGACAAGUACCGUCAUAACAGAAAGCUAUUGUUAUUGAGUCAUCCAAACUGGCCAGCGGAUAAGAUUGCACUCAUCCAUCCCAUACCAAACUCCAAUUAUACAACAGAUGCAAGAUCAGUACAAUCAUGAAGAGCUUACACCUCAGGUAUACCUUACUACCUGGCUCAAACUCAAAAAGCAGGGAUAUUACUUUACCUUUCUCUCCCUGCUUAUUGCCAAACAUUUUAUACCUCCACAGAUAUUAAAAUACAGCAACUAUUGUAUGUACUCUACCAGUCUACUUAACCCUUGGAAUGUUUACACAUCAGAAACCUUGGAGCAUUUGAAUAUUAGCGGCAACGUUGUUCUUUAAGCAGUUGUUAUAUCUGCAUUUGCAGUUCUAGCAUGAUAGUACAAUGACUCUAAGAUUUAAUUUGUUGACGUUUAUUUCUGCAUAUAUGUUACUCAAGUUGACUGAGAGGUCAGUAUAUAUAGCCGUGGAAAAAAUUAAGAGACCACUCAAAUUUGAUCUUAAAUCGUUAUCUCUAAAUGUAUGGCAGCCAUUGCAGUGUGUGUUGAAUUCAACACAGAGAAAAAUUGCCAGUAGUUUAUAGAAUACAAUAAAAAUAAAAAUAAAUCAUUUAACUCAAACGACGUACCUAAAAAAAAAAGUGGUCUCUUAAUUUUUUCCCGUGCUGUAUGUAUAAAAAUGAAAAAAACUAGUUAGGUGAAAAAAUAAAAGUUUAAUGUUUGCUGAAAUUAAUGCUGGAUAUCUCAUGUGACAUAAACGUGAUGGAAUUUUAUCAAAUCAACAAAUCACUUUAUCGUCAUGUGUAGGAACAAGGCCAUUUUGGGGAGUUUUUAAGCAUUGACAGGUCUUUGUGCACAGUGGAGUUUAAGACAACUCAAAACUGGAUUGAGGAGAUGGCAUAUGCAACAAGCUGACAUGAGUGUCUCCUUAGUUAGCUGCAUAGCGUUUGUGGAAGUUCUGAUCCUUUUAACUUUGCCAGUGCUGGUUGGUUAUACUCAGCUGGUGGUUUGGUGGGCGCUUUGAAAUGGCAACAUCCUAUGCAGAGCCCUUGUAUUUUUGCUGGGCUUAUAGUGCUAGUUGCUGUCUGAAAAAGGAAGAAGGGCAGCAAGUUAUUCUUUAAACCCUAUUUAAAGAAUAAAUAUCUACCUACCCGCACAAUGAAAUUACUCCAAGAAAGGGUUUUACAUGCUGCAUGGAAUGUUCACAACAUAUAUACAUAUUAUGUGAAGUAUAUGUAUAUGCUGUAAAAUAAUGGAUUGGUACAGUGUAUUUGGUCAUGCAAACGUAUGGGGAAACAAGUGAAUGCCAUCUCUGGGAGCUCUGUACUAAUUUUGUAAAAUAGAAAAAACUGAUUUGAGUGAAAUGUAAGCAUGACCAGAUAAUAUAGGCCGACUAACUCUUUCAAUUCAGUGCCUCUGCAUGCAAUUAUUGUAUCAUAACCAACAUGUGAAUAAACCAAAACUUCAUAUAUUUCAUAUAGAAAAACAACAUCUUAAUGCAUUUCUUUGCCUGUUUUCUAUCUCAGAUUAAUUUGAUUUACCAAGAAUAAGAAUCAGCUGCAGCACCAUAAUACAGUUGUUUACCUAUAAUCAGAUCCAGCCACUCAUAUCAGAGUACAUCACCAAACUCACAAGUAUCAGGGCUAACUUCCUUUUAUAUUUUAAGAAAUACCCUUUUCCCCAAUAUUCAUACCAAUUACUUUAAACUCUACAACGCAAAUGCAUUUUGCACUUUCCAGUCCACUUUUGACACCUUAUUUGACAACGAAGAAAUGUGUUGCAUAACAGUCUUGUUGAGUUUGUUGGACCAAAGUCCUUUAAUGCAGCAUAGUGACUUUGAAGAGAGCAGUGCGAGGAGAGAGUCCUCGAUGGUCUUGCCAUAAGAUAUUGUUCAUAUUAUGUACAGUUUCUCAAUUGCUUUUGUUAAAACUAAACAAUUGUAGCUAUUUAUCUGUCUCCGUAGCUUUUGUCUUUGCCUUUUGAGGGAACAAAUGUUAUACCAAUUUUUGGCCCAAUUGUUCUUUAAUGUAUAGAUUAUACUUACUUGCAACUCUGGUAUCGACCAUCCCUCUUGUCAGGAACACAGAGAUCCAGGGAUAUGUUUGAUCUACCAUGGGCUAUUAAAAAAUAAUGCACGCUAAUAUCCAACUGUUAAACUGUGCUCUGUUUAAAAGAGUUACAUAGUAGGUAUUGUAAAUACUGUUGUUAAUGAAUGAUAUAGUAGGUUUCUUACAUUGAAUCUGUUCAAAGUUGCAUUACUGGUGGGACAUGAAUGUGUUCAUAGAUUUAAAUUAGACAGAGAAGGAUAUUCUUUAGUGUUUGUGUAAUAAGGCUGUGUUUUAAUCUAGGAGUAAUUUGUUUCUUUAACUAUGAAGUCCUUGUUAUUGUUUGAGGAACCUCUGUCAAGUUUAGUUUUCUCAACAUCGUAUCAAAACUCCUAAUUGUAGUGGUGCACUUUUGACUCUCCAGAUGCUUUUGGUGACCCUGUAGUGCAAAUUGGUUUGUACAAGUUUUAAAACAAAAUGAAGCUUUUUUUUUGUUGAGUGGCUGCUUUGACGUUUACUUGCCAUGGUAAUCGAGAGGUGAUUGGCUUUUGUUUCUUUUUUUGUAUUAAACAUGCUGUAAUUUGAACAUGUGGUUGCUGUAUUGUUUGAAGGACAAUCUAGUUUCUAAUUUUGUCUUUGGAUAAAAGGACCAAGCUUUUUGCUAUUUCCCUCCCUUUGAUGCAGAUUGCAUUUGACCAGGCUGUUUUGCUGUUUCCUGAUAACUGGGACCUGUCUCACCAACCAGGGUCACUAAGCUAGCUGUACUGCUCUGAGGGAUACCAGGAACAGCUCAGUGUAGUUAUCGUGGUCUUUGAGAUGAGGUGUGAUACUGGCUUAUGCAGCUCUCUUCAUUAAUCCUGCUUUGUGAAAUAGGCCCCAGGAGUACCAUUCGUGUUCAGCUGCUGGAAGUUGCUCUUAGUUCUUCCAUUUUAACUAUUUUCUAAUUUGAUAUAUUGUUUCUCCUGUUGAAGUUCAUUUGGUUCUUUGUUGUAAUUAUUGUUUAACUUUUUCUGGAAUACACAAAUAAACUUUACUAGCUAUUGCA
Eleginops maclovinus (Patagonian blennie) is the source of this 4930-nucleotide messenger RNA. RefSeq names its product cytoplasmic phosphatidylinositol transfer protein 1-like. Gene Ontology annotation, cellular component: cytoplasm. The transcript has 9 exons. Lineage: Eukaryota; Metazoa; Chordata; Actinopteri; Perciformes; Eleginopidae. Gene Ontology annotation, biological process: phospholipid transport. Gene Ontology annotation, molecular function: phosphatidylinositol transfer activity; phosphatidylinositol binding. Bases 232 to 1272 code for a protein of 346 amino acids. The record is from RefSeq and is a predicted model, not a curated record.